Messenger RNA from Onychostoma macrolepis, 4751 nucleotides. RefSeq lists its product as uncharacterized. Gene Ontology annotation, cellular component: membrane. Gene Ontology annotation, molecular function: transmembrane transporter activity. The transcript is spliced from 20 exons. Lineage: Eukaryota; Metazoa; Chordata; Actinopteri; Cypriniformes; Cyprinidae. The coding region runs from base 308 to 3676 and encodes 1122 amino acids. Gene Ontology annotation, biological process: transmembrane transport. The record is from RefSeq and is a predicted model, not a curated record.
CUGUCCUUGUCCAUUCGUGAAUUAUAUAAACUAUUUUCUUCAGUGUGUUUUUGUUACUUUAACUUACUUUAAGUGUGUCAAGUCAACAUACUUUACUACUUGUGUGUGCAUGUGUGUGUUUGUGUUUGAGAAAAAGAGAUGAAAGAGAAGAAGAAUAUGUAUGAAUGUCAUUCAUGUCAGUAUAAGAGAGGUUAAUGAUCUACACCGGAGCAGUGAAUGUGUAAGUAGACUUAUGAUUGGACAAAGUCAAGUCCAUAUCGCCCUCAUUGUUUCUUUUGAGCCACAUCAGAAGACUUGAUCAGCAAAGAUGAAGUUUGAGAACCUGUUGGCUGAGGUUGGGGGGUUUGGAAAAUACCAGAUCAGUAUCAUCGCCCUUUUGGUGAUUCCAAGAUUAAUGCUGCCAUUUCACUUCCUGUUGGACAACUUCAUCACUGCCAUCCCAUCUCAUCACUGUGAUAUCAGCUCUCUGGAUGUUGACGAUAUCCUUGGGAAUCUAAGUCGAGAAGAGAGACUGACUGUCAGUAUUCCUGCACAGGAAGAUGGGACUCCUGCUUCCUGUCACAUGUUCUCCCAUCCUCAGUUCCAUCUGUUGACAAACUCCUCCAGCAGCUCAGAACUUCCUGUAGUUGAGUGUCAGAAUGGAUGGGAGUAUGACAACAGCACAAUUAAAUCAGCCUUGGCUACUGAGUUUGAAUUGGUGUGCGACAGAAAAGGUCUGAAUAAAGCCACAGCCACCAUCUUCUUUGUUGGUGUGAUGGUAGGAACAGCCAUUUUUGGCUGGCUGAGUGACAGGUAUGGUAGGAAACGAAUGCUGUUGGUGGCUUACCUGAUAGCCAUUUCGUUUGGGGUAGCCAGUGCAUUCUCCAAGUCCUUUAUUAUGUUUGCUAUAAUGAGGUUCUUCACUGGAAUGGGCCUUACGGGCAUCAGCAUCAUCUCCAUUGUCCUGUGCGUGGAAUGGGCCGAUAUAGCACACAGGACGAUUGCUGGUGUUAUAAUCAGUUUUGAUUGGUCUAUCGGCACAAUGAUAUUGCCUGCCAUUGCUUAUCUUGUCAAUGACUGGAGGCCUCUGGUCAUCACAGUAACUGCUCCUCUCGUGCUUGCAGUGAUCACAUGGAGGUGGAUCCCAGAGUCAGCACGAUGGCUCAUAGCCAAUGGACGACUGGAAGAGGCCCAUUUUUACCUGAGCAAAUGUGCCUCAGCCAAUAACAGACAACACAACCUCAGAGAUAUCAAACCAGAGACCCUUGCUAAUGUUAUAACUACUGAGGACAGAGGUGACAGGAAGUACUCAUAUCUGGAUCUUGUGAGGUCUUCUAAGAUGAGGAAACUGGCUCUGCUUACUGGAAGCACCUGGUUCGGAGUGGCAUUCACUUACUACGGCAUCAGUUUGAACAUCAGUGGUUUUGGGCUGAACUUGUACCUGACUCAGUUUAUUUAUGGUGCCAUAGAACUGCCAUCAAAACUGGUGGCCUAUUUGUGUCUUGAUAAACUGGGCCGCAGGUAUAGCCAGGUGGGCACGCUGAUUACAACAGGGGUCUGCGUUGGCAUCACCGUCCUCAUUCCCAGAGAUUUGUGGCUGCCCCGUACAGUCAUUUCUGUACUGGGUAAAGGAUUCUCAGAGGCCUCCUUCACGUGUGUUUUCCUCUAUACCACUGAGCUCUUCCCAACUGUGUUACGGCAGAAUGGAUUAGGCUAUAGCUCAUUUGUUGGUCGUGUUGGUGUUUCUCUUGCACCUCUUGUGAGUCUCCUGGAUGAGGUUUGGCUCCCUCUGCCACAGGUCCUGUUUUGCACUGUGGCUGUCAGUGCAGGUCUCCUUGCGUUGCUCCUCUCUGAGACCCACAAUGUGCGGCUUCCUGAGACUAUUGAGGACGUUGAGAAAACUAGGAAAAGAUCAGUGUGUUCACAACUUGAAUAUCAGCUUGGAAUGGAGCCUUACAAGCAGACAAAAAAAGAGCCAGGUGAGACAAAUCCUCAACCAGGUCGAACACAACAGAGCGCAAGGAUGAAGUUCGAAGAUCUUCUCUCAGAAAUUAAUGGAUUCGGAAGGUUCCAGAAGAUGGUCCUGUGGAUCAAUUUCUUUGGACGAUUUAGUCUCGCGUGUCACUUCCUGUUGGGCAACUUUAUUGCUGUUAUCCCUCCUCACCAUUGCAGCAUCAGCUCUCUGGAUGCUGACGAGAUCUUUGAGAACCUGACUCGGGAGGAGAGACUGACUGUCAAUAUUCCAGUGCAGGAUGAUAGGACUCCUGCUUCCUGUCACAUGUUCUCUUAUCCUCAGUUCCACCUGCUGUCAAACUCCUCCAGCCCCUCAGAGGUUGCUGUAGUCCAGUGCCAGAAUGGAUGGGAGUAUGACAAAAGCACAUUCAUCAGCACUCUCGCCACACAGUGGGAUUUAGUCUGUGACAAAAGAGCAUUGAGCAGAUUAACAACCACUAUCUUCUUCAUUGGGGUCAUGUUUGGAGCAGCUGCUUUUGGGAGCUUGAGUGCAAUGUUUGGGCGUAAACCAAUGCUGCUGGUGUCACAUAUGUUAGGAAUGGGAUUUGGAUUGUGUAGUGCUUUUUCCUCCUCCUUUAUCAUGUUUGCGGUGCUGAGAUUUUUCACUGGAUUCACCAUUACUGGCAGUGUCAUCAUCUCCACUAUACUGAAUGUGGAGUGGGUGAGCAUUGAACACAGAAAGCUGGUGGGGGUGAUUGACAGCCUCUCUUGGACAUUUGCCUUCAUGAGCUUUCCACUGAUUGCAUACUUCAUUCGAGAUUGGAGAUGGCUGACAGUUGCCAUUUCAUUGCCCACUGUUACUGCCAUAAUCACUUGGUGGUGGGUUCCCGAGUCAGCGCGAUGGCUGAUAGCUAAUGGGAGGGCGGAUAAAGCUCAUUAUUAUCUUCAUAAAUGUGCUGUCAUGAAUUGUAAAAAGGAAGCUAUUGUCAGCAUAAAACCUGAGAAUUUGGCUAAAAUCAUAGUUACUGGCAGAGGAAACAGGAAGUAUUCAUACCUGGAUCUUGUUAGGACUCCUAAGAUGAGGAGACUGGCUUUACUCACAGGAAUCACCUGGUUUGCUGUUGCCACUGUUGCCUAUGGAAUUAGUUUCAAUAUUUCAAGCUUUGGACUAAAUAUGUACCUCACUCAGUUUGUGUAUGGAGCCAUUGAAAUUCCUGCUAAACUGAGCAUCUAUUAUCUUCUGGAUAAGUUUGGAAGACGCAUAACUCAGGCUGGAUCACUGCUGUUUGUUGGAAUCAGUCUGAUGAUUAAUAUAUUCAUACCCAAAGAUAAGUCAGUGGUUCGUACGGUGAUUGCUGUGCUGGGAAAAGGCUGCUCAGCCACGUCUUUUGGCACAGUUAUUUUGUACAGCUCUGAGCUUUACCCCACUGUUGUCAGGCAAAAUGGGAUGGGCUAUAACUCCUUUGUGGCCCGUCUUGGUGUGUCUGUGGCUCCUCUGAUCCUUCUGUCGGAUGAUAUAUGGAGCCAUUUCUCUCAAGUCAUCUUGUCUUCUCUUGGCCUCUCUGCUGCUUUUGUGGCUUAUCUAUUACCAGAGACACGAGGCAGGUUUUUGCCGGAGACUAUAGAGGAUGUGGAGGGAAUCAGGAAGGGCACUGAUGACUUGCUACUACAAGAUCAAAAACGGGAUGAAAAAGAAGGCAGUAGGUUGAAAUGGAAAGACAAUUUAAUUGUGCAGAAAACAUAACUUUAGUAGAACUGUGUUUUUUUUUUUUAAAUCCAUAACCCUAUUUAUGUGUCAUCAUUUAAUUAAAAUAUUGAAAGAGAAAUUUGAAGGGAGAUGCUGCAUGUUUUCCUCAUUGUGAUGUUUUGUCAGAAUUGUGUGGACUCCACAUAUAAAAGAAUACUAUAGGAAGAAUAGCUCACAGGCCUUUCAAUUUUUUACAUGGCAAAAAAAAUAAUAAUUUUGUGCCUGGAAAAAGUGUUGGGGAAAGUUACUUCAAAAAGUAAUGCAUUACAAUAUUGUGUUACUCCAUAAAAAGUAACUACACAGUGGGCGAUUGAUGUUGAAAAGAUUAACAUUUACAUUUACAUUCAGUUAUUUAGCAGACGCUUUUUUCCAAAGCGACUUACAAAUGAGGACAAUGGAAGCAAUAAAAAUUAACAAAAGAGCAAUGAUAUGUAAGUGCUAUAACAAGUCACCGUUAGCUUAACGCAGUACACGUAGCAAGGUUGUUUUUUUUUUUUUAUUAUAUAAUAAAUUAAUACGGGACAGAAGAGGUGUCAGUGAAUAAAUUGGAAAACAAAGUAACUUGCAUUACUUAUUUGAAAAAGUUAUUCAGAUAUUUAAAAGGAACGUGUUAGUUUACUAGUUACAUAAUCUGAUUACCUAACUCGCAUUACUUGUAAUGUUACCCCCAACACUGCCUGGAAAUGUAGCAAAAACAUCAAAGCCAUGUUGGCACUGCUUUACUAACAUUAAAUGUAAAGUUUAAACAAGGUGCUUCAUCUGGGAUAAUGUAAGAAAAUAUGUUAUGAAACUUGAAACCUGAGUUUACUGUUCAUUAAUCAGUAAUGUGGAAUCUUGCCCUAGUGCUUAAAAAGUGUUUAUAAAAUGCAGAAUGUAAGUGUUUAUGUCUGUGGAGAAACAUGAAUAAAGUGAUUUCGUUCUUUGGGCCUAUCCAUACAACACAAAGUGUCAAAUUAAAGGCAUUAAGUUUGCACAAUGAGCAUGGUGGAUAAAAGCUGUCUGAAAGGUUUUCUAAGCCCAGAUCAGUGCUAAUGUUUGUGAUUCAAUAAAAACAAAAGUUAAUCUGUACAAA